CUUGUAUGACCGACUUAGCAAAGGAUUGAAAAUGGCUACCAAAGCCAACGAAGUAGUGAACCAAGCUUGGAAAAGCUAUAAAAAAUAUGUAACAGAUUUCCCAGAGACAGUUAGUCAGAUAGAGGCAACUUCCAGAGUACUAUCCUAUAUUAUUGCAGGUCGAUUUGAAGAUUCUCAAGUGUUCUCGGAGCUUGUAUAUCUUGCCUCAAAUCUAUUAAUACUGGUCAAUGAUACAAUCAUCAAGAAUGCUUCAAAGGUUAUCCCAAAGAUUCCUUUGUCUGUGGAAAAAUUGAAAAGAUUGCUGACCGUUUUGGAAUAUGGAGAAGUGUUCAUUGAAAUCGCAGCCUACAGAAAGUGGGGAGAAUCUGGAAAAUGGGUCUUCAUCGUCAUCAUUCAGCUUACAAAAGCAAUAUGGCGCCUACUGUUACUAUGGAAACAUCAUGCUGGGAUACAGCCCUCGCCUCCUCUAGCACAGAUAGACAGAGAGAAGUACACCAAGCAGUUCAAACACAAUCCUACAGAGGAAAUGCAAGAAUUCCAAGAAAAUUUGGAUGGGGAAACAGAGGGUGAACCAGUGAAUGGAAUGAGCGAAGUGACCUUCACCCUGAAGAGGUCAGGAAAGGUUGUGAGGAGACUCUCAGCAGCACCCCCAGUCAACUUUCGGUCCUGGAAGCUACCCAGCCAUGCAGACAGGGAGAAGGAAAGACUCCAAUUCUAUGAGCCCACAAUGUUGUCCAAGCCGAGACUGUGGGGGGAGACCUUGUAUAUUGCACGGCCAUUGAUUCAUUUAUUCAGCAUGUAUGUUUGUGGGACAAUGUCUUGGAAACCCUGGAUAGCGUCUGGGACGAUUGAUGUCGCCAGCUUGUGCAUGAUGGGUGACUCUAAAGACAUGAAUCCCCAGGAGAAGACUGAAAUCAAGAGGAGAUCACUCAUGCUGCUUUAUUAUCUGUUACGAUCUCCAUUCUUUGACGACUAUUCCAAAAUGAAGAUGUUAUCAUCUAUGAAAGUCCUGGCUGACAAUGUACCAGGUCUUGGAAUUUUAUUGAUAAAACUGUUUAACAAGGAAACGACAAAUAGGACGCCACUAAAAGCUACAAAAAUCGUGCUAAUGCAGUCAAAGGGUUGUAGAGAAGUGGAGCGGAUGGUAAGCCCUUGGCUAGCGAAGAUGCACUUGUUGAGAAUCAUCAACUUGUGUUUGAACUUGACACUAGCGAUUUGAAAAUAAACAGAAAAGCAUAUUUUAACGAGCAGAAAUAUUUUUAUCUGUGGCAAUAAAAAUUCCAGCACAUUUAUAACAUCAUCAACAUUAGUGUUUCCUCGGUAUUCAUCUUGGGCCCUCAACAGUCCCCAGAGGGGGGAAGGGAGUGGCAGGGGUGAAGAAUAUCCCUGUAUCCUCAAUUUUUUUUCGAUGGGGGUUGGAGGGGUUGGAGGAGUUUUAACAAUCGUCCUUUGAAACACAUCUUCACUUCUUGUCUUCAAGCUUACAUUCUUAACAUUUUCACUACCACUAUUUUAAAAGGGGGGGGGGGGAGAGUCACCCCAAUAAAUACCAGAAAAUUGUUUUAAAAAAGCGGGAACAGCCCCACCCCCUGGUUCUACAUGCCUGACGUCCUAGAGUGUGUCCCCUCCUGCUGAAAACAUCUUAAACGGUACAGCUGUAGGUUUAUAAGAUACACUCAGAGACGAUGAGGAAUGCCCCUAUUCUAUUUGAAACACAAACUUUCCAUUCAUUUGUUGUUAAUGACGUAAUUGUUAUGUUUUUGUAUUUUAAUAGGAAUUAAGUAUUCUCACUAUAAACAAAUAAACUUCAUAUCAUUAAGAAACACUCACAUCAACCCGUUGUCGUUUCAAGAAGCUUCGUCGGGGUUAGGGAAUUUUGAACUCCAGGACUUCAGUCUAAACAAAGAGGUACCUCUGGCACACAGUACUUUUGAGUCGAAUCUUCGCCUCUACAAAACCUUCAAUUUCUCAGGAUCUCCGUCUAGCUGAAGUUUUGAAAAGUGUUUUGAACACAACCGACUGAUUUCUGUUGCAUCAAACUUGUCUAUGAUCCAUGCUAUCCUCUGAGUUGCAUCCUUUGGGGAACUAAAAAAGUUAAAUCCAUACCCUUUCUUCUGAAUAUUGGGGCAACCAUGUGCCGCACAAUACACCACAGUCCAUUAAUUGAGGAGUAAAUACACAGAUAAUGAUGUUAAAGCAGUUUUAUUGAUAGAAUACUUGGAUUAUCACCUAAAUCGCCACGGGCUUACUACAUGCUUUCUCAUUCCAAUUGUCGCAUAUGACGUCACAGUAAUAUGGCGCGUAAAUCUCCGAUCGAAAUAUGCAUAUUACUGUAUUUGAAUUUCAGCUCGCAAUAUCUCUGUAAAUAUGCUCACAACAAUUUUUAUUGUAUUUAGUAUCCUUUUCAACUAUAUUACAAAGAAUAUUUUUCAUAAAAUUAUGGAAGUUCUGAAAAUAUGAGACAAAUCCUUUAAAGAAUGCACAGAAUGUGGGGAGUAUUUGUUUUUCCUCCAAGAUCUCUUUACAAUUAUGAUGUACCAUUUCUGUUGUAAUUGAACAUAUUGAUGAACAAAUUUAGAGUUAUGUACUUACAGUUAGAGUAAACCAUGAUUUUACAA
Molecule: messenger RNA, 2618 nt
Organism: Ostrea edulis (European flat oyster)
Lineage: Eukaryota; Metazoa; Mollusca; Bivalvia; Ostreida; Ostreidae
Product: peroxisomal membrane protein PEX16-like
Exons: 11
Coding region: 32-1219 (395 amino acids)
Biological process (GO): peroxisome organization
Cellular component (GO): peroxisomal membrane
Source: RefSeq, a predicted model, not a curated record